CACAACGGCUAUUCGCACAAAAGUAUUCAGACAAACGAGAUGUUCCAACGGGUCUUUUAUGACCACGCAUGCGCUGUGCCGCGCCGCAGUAUGCAGCGCAUGUGUGGAGGGGGGAAUAUCUCUGAGCUGUGUGCUCUAUCGGGUGGCGACACAAAGGUCCCUCCUCGCACAGUCAGAAAAGACGCGGCCGUUGACGGACGUACUCGCCACCAGCGCUGAUCAAUUCACUAGCCCUCCUCUUCACCGCCAUUAUCUAUCAAGUGCUUUAGCAGUGGAAGACGCUUUAGCGCAACUACAGGUCGAAUCGCGCUCGCUAUACAGGAAACAGGAACGACUGCAACAGAGACUUCUGACGAUCAACAAUGGGACUGUCCGAUUUCUUCCAUAGCGUUUGGGACUUCGUGUGUCGACCUUUUGAGGACUGCACAAGCUGCUGCGAUGUACUAGACCCAGACUACUACCGCAAGACGUCGCCCGGUGUCCGCAGGUCUCCGCAGAUGUUCAACCGCUGGGAGCACGACGUCAAGUACAACAUCACUCCGUCCCGCCCUCCAUCGUCGCUUCCCCCAUUCGCGAGCAGUCAGGUAGGCACCAGAGAGCAUCAAUCGAAGACACUGUCUUCUUCAGGAUCGAGGUCGGGAUCAAACUCGGACUCGCCAUCCAAUUACUCGUAUGAGGAGGAGGAUGAGAGGCAGGUGCAGUUCUUGUUCUACGGCGGCAGCGAUCCCCCCACGCCCACGUCAGCAGGAGGACUUUACUCGAACGGAUAUCGCAGCGAUAUGAUCUCCAAUUACGUGGAACCCAUGAGCCCAGCGGCGUCGAUUGAGUCACCACGAAUUAACCACGAGAUGCCGUGCUUCUUCUCGCCAAGAGAUACACCACUACAGUCUCCAAUGUCAGCACCGAUCUACUCCCCGCACCUCUUCAAAAUAUCUGAACAGCGAACAUCGCGACGCAGUACAGGUUACUACAGUAUGCGCUACUCCAGAUGAGCAGCGUCGAUAUAUGUAAGCAUGCGUGUAUCUCCACGUCCCCCAUUAUCUAUAGCGCCCCUGUUUGGGGCGUAAUACAGCCUUUAGAAUGAGUUUUUCUUGCUGCACCCGCCU
Messenger RNA from Phytophthora nicotianae INRA-310, 1106 nucleotides. RefSeq lists its product as hypothetical. Bases 363 to 992 code for a protein of 209 amino acids. The transcript has a single exon. Lineage: Eukaryota; Oomycota; Peronosporomycetes; Peronosporales; Peronosporaceae. The record is from RefSeq and is a predicted model, not a curated record.